AUGCUGGCAUCAGAAUUAUUUUUCGAAAUUACGCUUAUUAUUGCAAGCUUUCUUCAACCCAAAGAUAAAGUUCAAUGCUGUCUCGUGUGCAAGGCUUGGCACCCAGCUUUCCAAGAAUCCCUUUUUGAAACUCUCAUUAUUCAAACUAGGGCCAGUAUUGACAAGUUAACCGAUCCAACCAAUUCAGCAGGCAAACUCCUUCAAAAAUAUGGUUUCAGAACUCAAACUCUUCAGAUCAUUAAAAAUUUGCGGGCAGAAACUCUCACAAAUCUCGAAAUAACUAUGAAAUGCUGUAUUUUCAUUGAACCACGAAAGACCCUUAAUUUAAUAUCCUCGAAUCUAUGUCGGCUGAAACGAAUAUAUUUCCAUACAGUCGACAAAAAACCUUUUAUACACACGUUUGACGAUUUUGAGUUCCUUAAUGAUCAACUACCUGAAUUAACGUACAUCUCGCUUAGUGCUCAAUUCCAGGAAAUGAGUCCAACCGAAUUAUUGAAGAUUGAAAGAGUAAGCCGAAGUCCCUGUUUUAAAACCCUAGAAAGCUUCAUCACACAGACAGCCUAUGGAUGGAUGUACCACCUUGCUGUCAAGUACCCAAACAUCAGCACUCUUAAAACGGUUUCUUUUUCCCAAUCCAUCAUUGAUUUGCAGAGUUCUCGAGUACUGAAAAUGCUAGCCACACUUCCAUCUACCUUUAACCAGUUGAAAAACAUUGCCAUUCAUGUCGAGAAUUGCUCAGAACAUUUAUAUUAUGAUUUUGUAAAUCAGCUGCGUCUUUUCAAUAUUCCCAUAAAGACAGUGGAAAUUAAUGUCUUGAACUCUACAAAAGACUAUGGGCCAACAAGAAAUGUUCUUUUAGCAGCACAGAUAUUUGCAAAUAAGUUAGAGAGAAUUAAAAUUAUACACCGUCAACAAUCUAGACUGGCUUUUGGCGUUUCUUAUAAAUUUGCGUGUCAUCCUCGCUUAGUGGAUUUCAAUAUUCAGAUUUCCAAAGCAAAAGUCAUUCUGGAUACUAUUCUAGAGAGCUGCCCGUCAUUGAGGAUUUUCACUAUUACUGACGGCGACCUUAUUUUUAUGUCAAACUCACAUAUUUUUUCAAUUAAACAUGGGUUGCGGAACUUAUCGCUCAACAAUAUGUCUAUUCCUGGUAGAACGUUUAACCAGAUUUCCACUUGCUGCAAUAAGCUUAGCAACAUGCAGUUCAGAUGCCUAAUUAAAUUAGGACUACAGCCUGGAAAUGAUAUUGACACUUAUAUCGAUAUGUCAUCUACCUACUUUACAAAACUUAAUAUUAAUGAUAUUCAGUUUUUGGACCCUGUCAACCAAGUUAAAAUUAAUAUUUUUAUAUUUUCUUCAUCAGUGAAUUCUACAGAAAAGAUAUGGGUUUACUCUAACCCUACGAAGGUGCCCUUUCUCAGAAACCAUCAACAAAUAACCCAAAGGUUAAACGAAAAAGAAUCAAGAGGGAUUGGAUUAUAUGUCCACGAAUUUCCCAUGCCCGUUCGCGCAUUAUUUAGUAGGGAACAACUUUUGGAGCCGGUAAUGCAAUUCUCAUUAAACGGCUCGGAAAGAGAACUUUAUUAUGGAUAUGCUACAUUUAAAUGUGGCUCUAUAAGAAGUCUUGUAUUUGAUGCCUAA
Molecule: messenger RNA, 1638 nt
Organism: Phycomyces blakesleeanus NRRL 1555(-)
Lineage: Eukaryota; Fungi; Mucoromycota; Mucoromycetes; Mucorales; Phycomycetaceae
Exons: 3
Coding region: 1-1638 (545 amino acids)
Molecular function (GO): protein binding
Source: RefSeq, a predicted model, not a curated record